UACAGAGCGCGCUGCGGGACUGGUUAAGUGUGCGGGUGUAGGUUCAAUGGCUUGGCAGGGGCUGGCGGCCGAGUUUCUGCAGGUGCCGGCGGUGACGAGGGCCUACACCGCAGCCUGCGUCCUCACCACAGCUGCCGUGCAGCUGGAGCUUCUCAGCCCCUUCCAGCUCUACUUCAACCCGCACCUCGUGUUCCGGAAGUUCCAGGUCUGGAGGCUUGUCACCAACUUCCUCUUCUUCGGGCCCUUGGGAUUCAGCUUCUUCUUCAACAUGCUCUUCGUGUUCCGUUACUGCCGUAUGCUGGAGGAGGGCUCCUUCCGCGGCCGUACGGCUGACUUCGUCUUCAUGUUUCUCUUCGGAGGCGUCCUUAUGACCCUGCUGGGACUCCUGGGUAGUCUGUUCUUCCUGGGCCAGGCCCUCAUGGCCAUGCUGGUAUAUGUGUGGAGCCGCCGCAGCCCUGGAGUGAGGGUCAACUUCUUUGGCCUCCUCACCUUCCAGGCACCAUUCCUGCCCUGGGCCCUCAUGGGCUUUUCACUGCUGCUGGGCAACUCAAUCCUUGUGGACCUGCUGGGUGAGCCUGCCUAUCCUUUCCACCACCCCAAGCUGGCUGGUCCUCUCUGGACAUGCUGCUUCUUCCUCAGGGGAUUGCUGUGGGCCACAUCUAUUACUUCCUGGAGGAUGUGUUCCCCAACCAGCCUGGAGGCAAGAGGCUGCUGCUGACACCCAGCUUCCUGAAGCUGCUACUGGAUGCCCCUGAAGAGGACCCCAAUUAUCUGCCCCUUCCUGAGGAGCAGCCAAGACCCCAUCCACAGCAGUAAGCCCACCCAGGAUCAGCCUGACUCUUCUGGAAGGCCUCCAUCCUAUCCCUAACCACUGCUUGCAGCAGAGCAACCCAUCCUGGAGUCUGGGCCGGGGAAUGAAAGGGCUCAUCUGAAUAAAGUCACCUGCAGCCUCUGGAAGCACAGCACUGGUGCCCCCUGCCUCAGUCAGCCACACCCUCCCAUCCCUUUCCAUGCUUGCCCUCUGCCUUUGUCUGGUCUGCCCUCUCUGCACAACUGUAGGUAGUAGGAUAGGAGGCCCAGAGAGGACAAAUAAUCUGUCCACAGAUGCCCAGCAGAGCUUUGAGCUCACAAAUGAUAGACUAAGUGCCUUGAUAAAGUCUUACGGGCAAAUCCUAUCUCCCUGGGCCUCUGUUCCCUCCCAAUCAAGGGAGCUGGCCAGACCUUAGUGGCUGGAGCAGGACAGAGCCCAGUCUGUGGUGCCUAUAGGCUGAUGUCCACCUGGCCUUUCUCAUCCUCAACAACUCUCAUCCUCACCAAAAACCUCAACAAGUGGACCUCAUUUUCCAGCUGGUGAACCAGGACUGUGUCUUCUGCCUCUUGUGACCCCGGAGACUAGAAAAGUUUUGCCUUAGCAAAGUCCUGUGACUGGCUGAUGCAGAGACCUCUGGAGAGUUUUAUCCCUACCAUUUACACUGAGAACCUACGUGAGACUCCUCUAAUGUAGGCAUCAGAUGGCUGGUCAGGUUUCCUUGUUACUCUAGGCUUGCCUAUCUUAUUUCUGGGUGCUCAGUGCCACGGGGGCUCCUCCAGUCACAGUCAGUCAUUUUCACUGUAAUCAAACUACUUCUCUAGAAUGUGAACCUCAAUUUUGUAGUGAAAGUCGGUGAAGCAGCAACUCUUGCAUUAGGCUGGAGAUACUCAAAGGGUCCAGAAGCAGGUAGGACUUGGUGCACUAGUUUUUCCCAGACAAGUGGACCUUUCUGUCCUGCAGGAUGAGGCAGCCAGAGUUGUUUCCAUCUUACUAGUUGUAGUGACACAGGGCUGCCCCUGGCCUCAUGGAACCAGCAAACCCCUCAGCAAUGGAACUUGUUCAUUUCCAAGGCCAAAUGGGCCUGGAAUCUUCCACUUUGUUUAGGGUUUCCCAGUAAAGCCUGUUGUGCCCUGCUGUUUCUGGUGCAUUCUACUCUUUGAUAGGCCUCUACCAGAGGAGGUGAGAGAAGAGCUUUCCUCAGACCACAAG
Molecule: messenger RNA, 2020 nt
Organism: Sciurus carolinensis (gray squirrel)
Lineage: Eukaryota; Metazoa; Chordata; Mammalia; Rodentia; Sciuridae
Gene: Derl3
Product: derlin 3
Exons: 7
Coding region: 47-718 (223 amino acids)
Biological process (GO): endoplasmic reticulum unfolded protein response
Cellular component (GO): Hrd1p ubiquitin ligase ERAD-L complex; endoplasmic reticulum membrane
Molecular function (GO): ubiquitin-specific protease binding; misfolded protein binding
Source: RefSeq, a predicted model, not a curated record